AUGACUCGAGAGAACAUGAUGCCAAUGAACUACAUCAUUGAAGUUGUUAUUGCAGUCAUCUUGGAAGAUAUUGAUGAAUGUGCUGAAAUGGAGAACCUGUGUGGGAAUGGCCGAUGCUCUAAUACAUUUGGUGGAUUCAUGUGUUCCUGUGCUAGAGGGUACACCUUGAACAGCGGAGGCACUCUAUGUGUAGAUAUUAAUGAAUGUGCUGACCAUAGAAAGUGUAAAAAUGGUCAGUGCAUUAACACAAUUGGAGGAUUUGAGUGUGAGUGCCCUCCAGAUUUCAGUUUACUACCCAAUAGGGCAGAGUGUGUGGAUAUGAGAGUUGGAACGUGCUUCACAAAGUAUGAAGAUGGAGUAUGUUCCCUUCCAAUGAGAAUGGAUAUCACAAGGAUGAAGUGCUGCUGCUCCCAAGGGAAAGCAUGGGGUGCUAACUGUGAACCAUGUCCUAGGGAAACCACAAGCGAAUAUGUGGAACUGUGCUACUCUGGUAUGGUAAGCCCAGGUUUACCUGGAGAGGGGAGGGUUGGACCUCAUCCUGGAGAAGACGGUUAUAGGCCUAGACCUGGAGAUCCUGGUUAUAGGCCUAGACCUGGAGAACCUGGAUAUGAUCCUGACAGAGAUGGAGAAGAUAGAUAUGGAUCACGUGACAGAGAUAGAGAUGGCAGAUUUGGAAAUGGAAGUGACAGAAAUGGCGGAUUUGGAUCACGUGAUAGAGAUGGAGAUGGCGGAUUUGGACGUGAAGAUGAUAGAUAUGGACCAUCAGACAGAGAUAGAGAUGACACAUUUAGGCCUGGAAUUGGUCAACCAGGCAAGGUUUAUAAUCCUCGAACGGGUACAAUCGAAGAUUUUGAUGAGUGUGACUUGAUGGGUCACAUGAUGUGCAAAAAUGGACGAUGUAUUAACACCAUGGGUUCCUUCCGCUGUGAAUGUGACCAGGGGUUCCGUUAUGAUGAGCCAAGUCACAUGUGUGUUGAUAUUGAUGAGUGUGAAGAACUGACUCCAUGUCAAGGAUUAGCCAAGUGUGAGAACACCUUGGGAAGCUACCGAUGCUCUUGUCCAACAGGUUACAAGAUCAACAGGCUUACUAAUGAUUGUGUUGAUAUCAAUGAAUGUGAGCAAGGAGGUGUAUGCCAACAUGGUGUCUGCAAUAAUUUCCAGGGAAGCUUCCAGUGCAUUUGUGACUCAGGAUAUGUAUUGACAGCAGACCGUUCCUCUUGCAUUGAUCUUGAUGAGUGUGUUCGUUCACCAAACAUCUGCAACAAUGGAACAUGUAUCAACUCUAUGGGUUCUUUCCGUUGCCAGUGUCACAGAGGUUUUAAAAUUGGACCCAAUCAUGACUGCAUUGAUGUGAAUGAAUGUCUCAUCACUGUGGGCCUGUGUCGGAAUGGUCGUUGCCGUAACACAGAAGGAUCUUUCACUUGUGAGUGUGCUGAUGGCUAUACAUUGACACCUGAUGGAGAGCAGUGCCGUGAUGUUAACGAGUGUUCUGAGCGUAGUGAUGUAUGCCCAGUUCCAGGACGCUGUCAGAACCUCAUGGGCUCGUUUGUCUGUGAGUGUCCAGAUGGCUACAGUCUCACAUCAGAUGGCAUGGCAUGUGUUGACAUUGAUGAGUGCAGCACAGUUGAGGACAUCUGUGAAAAUGGUGAAUGCAUAAAUAAUCGAGGAAGCUUCCAGUGCAUCUGUCCAUCAGGCUUUGAGCUUAACCCAGAUGGGACCAAGUGUGUUGAUCAACGACAAGAACAGUGCUAUCAGAGAUACCAACAAGGUAUAUGCCUUCAACCAAGACCAGUGAGCAUCCUGAAAAAGGAGUGCUGUUGCUCAGGGGGUGCUGCCUGGGGUAUUGGUUGUGAACGCUGCCCUCCUCGUAGAUCACGUUUUUCUUUACAAAUUGCAUUGAGUGCUGUUGCUCAGGGGGUGCUGCCUGGGGUAUUGGUUGUGAACGCUGCCCUCCUCGUAGAUCACGUGGGAAUGACAGAUGACUGCAAAGAUAUUAAUGAAUGUGCCCUUAACCCAAAUAUUUGUAAAAGCGGAAGAUGUACAAAUACAAAGGGCUCAUACAGGUGCGAAUGUUACGAAGGUUUUGAACCUAGCAGAGAUGGGAAACAGUGCAUUGACCGCCGUGAAGGCUACUGCUUUAGACAACUUAUUGGUGGUAUGUGUUCCACAAUAAGUGAUGACUUGAAGAAGGUAACAAAAGCUGACUGCUGCUGCACAAUGGGUCUUGCCUGGGGUCCAAUGUGUGAACACUGCCCACGUAAAGGCACUCCAGAAUAUAGUGCCAUUUGCAUGGAGGCAGGAUUCUCUGUGGAUGGCCUUGAUAUUGAUGAGUGUGAAAUGAUGCCAAAUCUUUGCAGAAAUGGAAAAUGUAUCAACACUAUGGGCUCAUAUCGCUGUAUUUGUAACAAAGGUUACAAACCGGAUCAUUCUGGAACUCGCUGUAUUGACGUAAAUGAGUGUGAAGCUACUCCUUCUCCUUGCAAGUUUACUUGCCAGAAUACCGAAGGAUCUUACAGAUGUUCCUGCCCACGUGGCUAUACGCUUAAUCCUGAUGGGAUCACCUGUCGUGACUUGGAUGAAUGCGCCACAGGUCAGCACACCUGUCAGCAUGAGUGCGUCAACACCCAGGGAUCAUACAAGUGUACUUGCUCCCAAGGCUAUAAUCAAGUUGGUGAGCAGUGUCUUGACAUCAACGAAUGUCAAGAACAGACCGGUCUGUGUGGUCCACUUGGCACUUGCAUUAAUACAAUGGGAAGUUUCAAGUGUAUGUGCCCAAGAGGCUACCGUGUAGACUCGACAGGCACAAUGUGCAUUGACUCUGAUGAAUGUGCCUUGGAUGGAAGCUGUGAAGCAGGUUGUGAUAAUAUUCAAGGAGGAUUCCAGUGUGGCUGCCCAGAUGGAUACAGACGUCACUACUAUUACAAUCAGUGUGUGGAUGAUGAUGAGUGUACAGCAAGUGCUGUGUGUGGUUCUGCUGACUGUCAGAACACCUUAGGUUCCUACAAAUGUUUAUGUCCAAAUGGAUACUCUUUCAAUUUUGCUCUUCUGAUAUGUAUUCAGGUUGAUGACAACUGCCUGACCAGUCCAUGUGCUUUUGGUUGUAAUGCUUUGGAUGACGACUCUGUUGCUUGUGGUUGCCCAUCAGGCUUCUCGAGGAUUGGAUCUGGACAUUGUAUGUCUACACUCAAUCCACCAGUGGGUAAUGGAGGAGGUAUUGGGGGCAUUGGAGGUAACAACUUUGGAGUUAGUAAUGGAUUUGGAACCCAGUUUGGCAACCAAUUUGGUGGAGGAGCUGGAGGCCAGUUUGGUGGUGGACCUGGAGGCCAGUUUGGUGGAGGACCUGGAGGCCAGUUUGGUGGAGGACCUGGAGGCCAGUUUGGUGGAGGACCUGGAGGCCAGUUUGGUGGAGGACCUGGAGGCCAGUUUGGUGGAGGACCUGGAGGCCAGUUUGGUAGAGGACCUGGAGGUCAGUUUGGUGGAGGACCUGGAGGUCAGUUUGGUGGAGGACCUGGAGGUCAGUUUGGUGGAGGAACUGGAGGUCAGUUUGGUGGAGGAUUCUCUCAGACUUACAGCUAUGGUACUAAUCAGUUUGACCUUGGUGGUGUACCAACAUUCCCCAUAGGACCACAAGAUCCACAUGGUGACAAUAAGAACAUCAUAUCCACUGAAGGAUGCUUCACAUGUAAGAAUGGACUAACAGGACGCCGUCGUCGAUCAGUACAUGUGCCUUCAGUGAUAAACCAGCAGUUAUUCAUUCCAGCCCCAGUUAACUAUACAGAUGAUCAAGUUGUGCUGGUUCAUGCCAACAACAACACGCACAGGAUAGUGCGGCGUAGUCUGGAGGACGAAUUUAGAAGACAAGACAGCAUAGCACACAGGGCAGCCAAAAAUCCAAUUGUUCUGAAGGUUUCCUUGAAGCAAACUAAGCACAGGAUGCAGCUUAUAAAAUUAAAACCAGCUUUAACAUAUCUCCAGAACAAUGUUAAAUAUGAAAUAAUCAAAGGAAAUGAAAACAAAGUAUUUGAUAUGAAGUCUCGGCAUGGGACAACAUCUCUACACUUCCACCGUCGUCUGCACCGACCAGAAACCUUUGACUUGGAGAUCAGUGGGCAUCCACUAGAUUAUAAUAAUCUUGAAGAUACAAAUAAUGAUCUUGAUGUAAACAUUAGGAUCAUUGUUACACACUAAGACAAAACUAAAUGUAGUUACAUGUAUAGAGUUGUAAUGCAGAUUUUUAUUCCAUCUUUAAGAAUGAUAGGCAAAGAACAGUUUUAUCAUGGUAUUUUGUAAGUUAUAUUUGAAAAGAAGCUCAAAGAUAUAUUAUUUUACUGUAUGCUGCAUAGAGCAGUAAAGGUCUUGUUACAGGUUUUCAGUGUAAACCUAUUUAUGAAAAAUUUGUGAAGAGUAUAAGAUAAUCAAAAUAAUUAGUUAUUUUAUACAAUAGAAUAGUUCAAGCCAAAAUUGGUUAAGAAUAUUAUAGAUUGAUUCAUGGGCCAAGAUUUUUUUUUUUCUUUUUUUCUUUUUUUUUCUUUUUUUUUAAGCAUAAAACAUCCAGCAAAAUUUUGCAUAUGUAGAGUGAUAUACAUUUUUUUUUUCCUGUUUAUUUUAUGUACAUUGAAGUUUAGUGUACUUAGUAGUCAUUAGUGCUUUCUUUCCUAUUAGUUAGUAACAUUAGUCAUUUGUAAAGCUGAAUGAGUUAUAGUACUAGAAUGAAUUAAUAUUAUAACGGUGAUAUUUUUGAAGGUGCUAAUAUAUGUUUGGCUUAGCUUACUUUCUCAUGUAGAGCUAAACUAGGGACCAGUUUUUAUAACAUUAUUUGGAGCAAAUGUGUCAUUUUACUGAGAGUAGCACAAUUGAUUUUCAUUUUUUUUUUUUUUCUUUCUUUACUGUGAAUAUUACAUCCACUCUUUGGUCUACUACAAAUUCUACUAACAGUAAAUAUGCACACAGCUGUUCACAUGGGGUCUUGCAGAUAUAGCCCACCUGGCUGAUACUUAAUAAAAAUUAAUAGUCAUGAACUGCUAGUGCUUUACACCUUAGAACAGUGGCAACUGAAACUGAAAUAUUAAUCAUUUUCUUUUUUUCGUGUGAUUUUUCAUAAAAUAACAAAGGAAUUAGCUUUAUCAAUAAGUUCUCUAGGUGAGCUAUGAUGUAUGAUUUCGCACGUUGUGUGGUGUCCAACUAUCGAGCAAUCAUAAUGUCUAGUCCUGGGACAAUGUAUCUCCAUUGUGCUGCAUCCUUGUAGCCAUAGCAAAAUAUUAUUUAUGACUUUGGGGUCUUACUGUUUAUUGCACAUACUCUGCAAUUCAGGUUUCAUUAUAUUAAUGGCCUACAUCAUUUGUUAUUUGUAUUAUAUUAUUUUGUUCAUGCAUGUGCUCAUAUAUGCAUCUACAUAUGCAAGUACAUGCACCAUACAAAGACUUUAAUCAAGUGUGUGCACCCACACACCCACACAGACAUACACACAACUACACACUUAUAUAUUUAAGUAAAUCAGGGUAUUAGAUUUACCAUUCUUGUGACAUCAAAGUUUACACUUAUGGAGAUGCAGUGUCCAGUUCAGCCACAGUAUUGUUCACCCUCACUGCCAAAGGACAUCACCGUUGUCAUAUUAAAAACUCACCAUAACUGUUAAGUGAUAUCUGCUCAUCUUGUCAGUUUUCUGUUGAAGGAGUUAUUGCACACAUACUUUCAUAUAAGAUAGUAAAUGAUUCUGUCAAUCUUUAUUUGAUUAUUCUUCACUAACAAGUGCAAUCUCCUUUUACAGUGACACCCAUUCUCAUUGCCUGUUUUUACCAAGUUGUUAGAAAUGAUAAGAAAUGACUAUUGAAUCAAUCCAGAGUAAGUCAUUUUUGUCACAGUAUAUUUUAUGGUUGGUCAAAUUUUUGUAUGUAAUCCUGUGUGUAUAUAAAAAUGAAGAAUUAUUAUUAAGUAUCGUUGCACAAGUGUAUUUUUCCCAUAAUUGUACUAUGAUACGGUCUUACUAUAUGAAAAAAGAAGAUUGCUUUCUCAUACUAAAUCAUUAGAUUGAAAGAUUUCUGAAAAAAAAGUCAAAAGCAAAUUACAAGUGUUACUUUAACACUUCUAACACUUAGGUCUGCUGCUUCACCAUCAGUCACACUCCCUGGGUAACAUAAUAUAUGUGAGCUUGAGGACCUUUGAUAUUCAUCUCAGUCUCGCUGAUCUCGUAACAUCUGUGCCGUUACACUGAUAAUCAUAGUCUCCUGCAUAACUCUGACUGCUUAUGAAGUCUUGUUUCAUAAUAAAUAUCACCAAAGCCUUA
Molecule: messenger RNA, 6283 nt
Organism: Penaeus indicus
Lineage: Eukaryota; Metazoa; Arthropoda; Malacostraca; Decapoda; Penaeidae
Product: fibrillin-1-like
Exons: 21
Coding region: 1-4188 (1395 amino acids)
Molecular function (GO): calcium ion binding
Source: RefSeq, a predicted model, not a curated record